Zingiber officinale is the source of this 1854-nucleotide messenger RNA. RefSeq names its product serine carboxypeptidase-like. The record is from RefSeq and is a predicted model, not a curated record. Gene Ontology annotation, cellular component: vacuole. The transcript has 9 exons. Gene Ontology annotation, biological process: proteolysis. NCBI's taxonomy places the organism in Eukaryota, Viridiplantae, Streptophyta, Magnoliopsida, Zingiberales, Zingiberaceae. Bases 59 to 1564 code for a protein of 501 amino acids. Gene Ontology annotation, molecular function: serine-type carboxypeptidase activity.
GACGUGGUACUUGCGUUGCGCCUCUUUUCUCCGCUUCAGUCUCCGUUUCCCUCUUCUCAUGGAGCUUCGAUCAACCUGCUGCUUGUUUUUUCUCUUUCUGCUCUUCUUCCUUUCUCCGUCUUCUUCAAUCGGCGGCCGCCAUCGAGCUCGUGCUCGUAGCUUGUUCCGGUCCGCGGAAAGCCUCAUCCGCGACCUUAAUCUUCUCCCCGGAAUUCAGGAAUUGGGAGCUGAGAUCGAGGCGGAAAAUCUUUCGAGCCCUCGCCUCGUCGAGAGGAGGCUGAGCCUCCCAAUUUUAGGGCAAAGCGGAUCGGAGGUACCCGUCGAGCAGCUUGGCCAUUAUGCUGGCUACUAUCGCCUCGAACACACUCAUGCUGCCAAAAUGUUUUAUUUCUUCUUUGAAUCUCGAGGCAAAAGUACUGAUCCUGUCGUAAUUUGGCUGACUGGAGGUCCUGGAUGCAGCAGUGAAUUAGCCCUUUUCUAUGAAAAUGGUCCUUUCAAGAUUGCUAAUAAUCUGUCGCUUGUAUGGAAUGACUAUGGAUGGGACAAGGUUUCAAAUAUCAUCUUUGUCGACCAACCAACUGGAACUGGCUUUAGUUAUAGUACAGACUUACGGGACCUUCGCUAUGGUGAAAAAGGUGUUAGUAAUGAUCUCUACGAUUUUUUGCAGGCCUUUUUCAAGGAGCAUCAAGAUUUCUUAAAUAAUGACUUUUAUAUAACUGGAGAGUCAUAUGCUGGCCACUACAUUCCUGCUGCUGCUGAAAGAGUUCAUACAGGAAACAAAGAGAAACAAGGCCUCAAGUUAAACCUAAAGGGUUUUGCAAUCGGCAAUGGGUUAACGGAUCCUUCAAUACAAUAUGGUGCUUAUGCUGAUUAUGCACUUGAAAUGGGUAUCAUCACUGAAAGAGCACAUAAUAGCAUCAACAAGAUAUAUCCUCUUUGCCAGCUCGGAAUUAAACUCUGUGGUUCAUCUGGAGUUAUAUCUUGUGCUGCUUCUUUGGUUGUUUGUGAAUCCAUCUUCAAUUCAAUUAUGCUUCUUGCUGGAGAUAUCAAUUACUAUGAUAUCAGGAAAAAAUGUGAAGGGAGCCUUUGUUAUGAUUUCUCAAACAUGGAGAAAUUUCUGAACCAGGAGUCUGUAAGGAAGGUGCUUGGUGUUGGUAAUAGGAAAUUUGUAUCAUGCAGUCCUCUGGUGUAUAGAGCCAUGAUUACAGAUUGGAUGAAGAACUUAGAAGUGGGAAUUCCAGCUCUUCUCGAGGAUGGCAUCAAAUUGAUGGUUUAUGCUGGUGAAUAUGAUCUCAUUUGUAAUUGGCUCGGGAAUUUUAGGUGGGUUAGUUCGAUGGAAUGGUCAGGUAGUCAGAUUUUCAAUGAAACUGCGUUGACACAAUUUAAAGUCGAUGGCAAAGAAGCAGGCCUCUUCAAAACUUUUGGGCCUCUGACUUUCCUUAAGGUUCAUGAUGCUGGUCACAUGGUUCCCAUGGAUCAGCCUAAGGCGGCACUGCAGAUGCUCGAGAAAUGGAUGGAAGGAAGCCUUAACGAAGAACUGGUCACUGCAGUUGCUACUAUGUAAUACUAGGUAUAGAUUUAGGAACCGGAAACAUAGAUAUCGAUCCAAAUUCGCCAUUGUGAAGCUGUUAGAUGGUUUCUGAUGCAUCUGAGAAUCAUACCAAUUGUAUAACCAAAAAGGAGGAAGAAAGUCCGCGGGCUAGAAGACUAACAUCUCAGCACGCACUUGCGGUUAUUAACUCAUGAAUUUCACCGCCUUUGUACCCUCGGAGACAACGUGCUUGGCUAGCUCUCCAUGGAGUGCCAAUCGGAUUGACAUCUGAAUUUCGUUUCAUUAGUUUCAUUUGGAUUAAA